AUUCAGUUACCUGCAGAGUCACCUCUCACACACCUGCUCCUGCGUUGCCUACUCGGCGACUGUAUUCCUGGGAACCGACAACAAACGUCUGCUCUGUGUGCUGUUUACAGUCUUUCAUACUCUAUACUUAAAACAAACGCUUACAUAUAUCGACGGUUUCACACGGAGGUUGUCCUGAUCGGCUGCUGGCUGUGAUGGCAGGCUGAUGCUUCAGAGCACGUUUGUCACCUUGAUAAUACCGUCCGGAAACCACCGCUGAGAGUUCCUAUAAGGGGUGGAUGCCUUUCAAUCAUGAGUGUCCUUGGACCUCCGUCAAGGCAAGCCAAUGGAGUGGCCAGAUCGGACAGCAAGAUCAGCGCCAAGGCCCUCUACGAACAGAGGAAAAAAUACUCCAACUCCAAUUUUAUCAUGCAUGAGACGUCGCAGUAUCAUGUUGAGCAUCUCUCCACAUUCAUUAUGGACAAGACUGAGUCCAUUGCCACAGUGGACGAUGCCAUCAAGAAGCUUGUCCUUCUGGACUCAAAAGACAAAAUCUGGACCCAGGAGAUGCUCCUGCAGGUCACGGACAAGGCGGUCAGACUGCUGGACUGCGACACACAGGAAGAGUUGGAGAACUUCCCUCUGCCCACCAUCCACCUGAGUCAGACAGUCCUAAAUCAGACACGUUACCCAUCCGUGCUACUGUUGGUGUGUCAGGACAAGGAGCAGCACCGACCCGACAUCCACUUCUUCCACUGUGACGAGGUGGAGGCUGAGAUGGUUCAUGCGGAUAUAGAUAGUGCCAUAGGAGACAAUAAGCAUGGAAAGAAAAUGAGGCUUCAGACACUGAAGGUGAACCAGGAGAAAAUGAAGCGUCAGAGAGAAACCAUCCUCCCCCCGACGGCCCCUAAGGGCCCCUCACCUGCUGCGAAGGGACGAGUGGCAGCCACAAGCACACAGGACAGACGAGCCUCCGGACAAAAUGACACAGAGUCACAUGAAAAGCUGGCCCAGCGCAUUGAGAAGGAUGUGCAAAUCCUCAACUGUGCCCUGGAUGACAUAGAAAUCUUUGUGGCGCGGCUGCAAAAGGCAACAGAGGCCUUUACCCAGCUCAACCAUCGCAACAAGAGUAAGAAGAAUAAGAAGAAAGGACCAGCAGAGGGCAUGCUGACCCUGCGAGCAAAGCCCCCCUCUGAAGCAGAGGUCAUUGAUAGCCUGCAGAAACUGAAGCUGGCCUUCAACCUCUUGGCCAAACUGAAGAAACACAUACAGAAUCCAAGUGCGUCGGAGCUGGUUCAUUUCCUGUUCGGUCCUCUGGAGCUGGUGCUGCAGAACUGUGGAAGUCCUGAACUGGUGCGUUCAGUAAUCUCCCCUCACCUUUCCAAAGAUACUGUUGACUUCCUGCGGGGUCACCUCAGCCCCAAAGAGAUGACCAUCUUUGAGCUGCUUGGGGAAGGAUGGACAAAACCCAGAGCAGAGUGGCCCAGGGAUCAGUGCGCUCCUCCUUAUUACCCAAAGUUUCGUAAUGGCUGGGAGCCGCCGGCGGAGCUCUUCAGGACGGCCCCAUGGGAAACAGAGGGAUCCAUGGGGCCACUGGCGUCUCCCACCAGCCCGGAUUACAGAAAACACUCUGCGGAGGAUUUUUAUGGAACUCAUUCCUCAAGCUCCUCAAACGGGUCUCACAAUGGGAUGCCCCAUGCUCGCAAAUAUGCCAAAAUUCGCUACCACUUUGUAGCACGGAAUGCCAACGAGCUGUCAGUGCUGCAGGAUGAAAUCCUCGAGGUGAUAGAGGAUGACAAACAGUGGUGGAAACUACGGAAUCGCAGCGGCCAGUCUGGCUACGUCCCCUUUAACAUCCUGGAUGUUGUGAACAUAGAGGAGCCAGAAGGCGUCUACAGCCAGCAAGGCUACAAGACGCCACCCUCUGGUUCUCUGAGCCAUGGAGACAGCUUUAACAAGGGUAGACCCAAAGACAAAAUGAUGGAUGAGGUCAACAGUGAGUUAUUGAUGAUGAUCACCGCUAAUAAAAUCCAGCCGCCCAGGAAGUUCCGAGUGGAGCGAUCAUCUGGCAGCCAAGUUCCGCUCACGUUUGAUUCAAACACAGAGCAGGUGAUCGCAUGGCUCACUGGGAAAGGUUUCUCAAAACCGACGAUUCAAUGUUUGGGAAUCCUGACUGGAGCCCAACUAUUUUCCCUCAACAAAGAAGAGCUCAAAGCGGUGUGUGGAGAUGAAGGCGGUCGAGUCUACUGUCAGAUCACCGUGGAGAAAGCACAGCUGGAGAAGACCAGUGGAGACUCGGAGCUGCAGGAGAUCAUGAAGAAGAGGCAGGAGAGGAUCGACUCUGGCAGCAAAGACUGAGCCUGCCGAGCAGCAUGACCGCACAAUGAUAAUCACUCUCUAACUGCAGCAGCUUCUUAAAUCAACCUACAGUUAAUUAUGAACUAUGGUAGAAUAUCCUGAAAUGUUGUAUACAUUUUUAAUUGUAUAUUUAUUUUGUAACACCCAAUGUGUAUGUAUUCAAGUGUUUUCUUAUAUAAUUAUGUUGCUUUUGUUUUCAUCGUCUCUUUAAAUUUUGUUGUAUGAAAAGAGGAACAUAUGAAUCUAUGUACAGUUCUUUGUGUGUGUGUGUGUGUGUGUGUGCGCGCGCGUGUAUGAACAACAUGCAUGUAACAUACAUAUUUGUACGAGCUUUUUGGUCGAUGCAACUGUUUACUGAAUGACUUGGUAAAUAAAGUAGAUCUUAGGUAUUGCAUAUGUAUAUCCGUGCCAGAAUGUGUGACACAUUAUCUGAUACAUAGCCAAUUAUUUUCAUAUUCCUGUAUCCCCCUAGCCGGUAUCAGAAGUCCUGAUUGGUCACUGCAGAUCAGCAGAAGGUAUUAAUAUAAAUAAUGUUGCUGUUUAUAAGCAGAAUUCAACAAUAAUAAAAUAAUCCUGCAUGAAGUUGAUGUCAAUAAUAGUGCGAUGCUUACAUUAAUGUAUUUUUAUGCAGCAUGAUAAUUUGCAGUGUGAACUGCAUAGACACACAGGAAUAAUGAAUUUAUGAGAGCAUGUUCUGAUAUGAAUAAUUAGAUGAAUAUUGAGACAAAACAUUCAAGGGGGCUGUAAAUAUGAUGGGACACUGUUAAAAAGAAUAUAAUUAAAAAACUAACUUGGUAAA
Messenger RNA from Micropterus dolomieu (smallmouth bass), 3136 nucleotides. RefSeq names its product EPS8 like 2 (gene eps8l2). Gene Ontology annotation, cellular component: ruffle membrane; plasma membrane; vesicle. Gene Ontology annotation, biological process: regulation of Rho protein signal transduction; Rho protein signal transduction; positive regulation of ruffle assembly. Bases 292 to 2337 code for a protein of 681 amino acids. Gene Ontology annotation, molecular function: actin binding. Lineage: Eukaryota; Metazoa; Chordata; Actinopteri; Centrarchiformes; Centrarchidae. The record is from RefSeq and is a predicted model, not a curated record. The transcript is spliced from 22 exons.